UAAAAACAAGCUAUGCGGCAAAACCGCUGAAAAUUUCUAUUUUUUCAUACCAAAUAUGAGUUAUGGAUUUUAAUUUUAGAAAUCGCGCCAUAUCUUAAAAACCAAGGCUUAUUUCGAAAAAGUCAAUCAGUCGAGGGCACUAGCCGGGACCUUCCCCAAUACGAUCCCGUUUAGUUUAGGUUACCAAAAUGUAUCGUCUAGGCUGUAGCUCAGUGGAGAAAUUGGUAGCCGAAAUUGCAAAAUUUUUCGGAAAUUUGAACUUACCGCCUGUACCUAGCAUUAUUUCGAAAAAAUUUUCGAGUAAAUAUUAUAGAUAAUGCGGUUAUGAACAUAUUUGCUAUUACAUACAACUUUGUGUUAUGCACCCAAUUCAUUCAGCGAAACAUUUAUGAUUUCGAAACCGAAAAAUCGGUUUUUAUUGAAUUUCUUGAAAAUGGUUCAAGAUACCAUGAAUUAGAAAAAAGUCAUUUUAAAACUUUUCGAGAGGCAUCUAAUGCACUUUACGGCAUCUCUUUACGCCCAACCGUUUUUUUGUACGAGCCCCCGACAUUUCCCAUAAGAGUGCCUGACAACAUACUAUAUGUUCCACAUAUAGCGCCAAAUGUCUCAGGUUGCCCCGACAUUUGAGCUUAUGGUGGAAAAAAUAGAAUAAAGUGAGGUUUAAAUUAGAUCGAUCAACAAGUUCUCUUUUUGUUAACUAUCGCGAGUAGAAAUUUAUUAAAAUUAAGUGAUAAUGUCUUCCUCAUUAACUGAACCAGUUGCAAAAACAGUUAUUAUUGAACCUAGCAAAGAGAAAAGUGGUGGCGUGGUAAAUGUUGGUCCAGGUGUUGCAAAAAUCAAAUCAGAAUUUCUCAUUGUUGUUAAUACUAAUAGUCAGCGUGAAAAAAUUGUCAAGCUUGAUGAAUUGGCUGGGUCUUCAGAACCGGAAGUUAAGAGGUUGAAAAUUUCUGGGACAAAUGGAGAAUGUGAUGGAGGAGACGACAAUGACGACACCGAGCUUGUCGAAUUUGGUGGUGGUGCUAAUUCAAAGGAAGAGGAUGGAGCAACAGCAAAAAAGAAAAAGGAUAAGCCACGAGGACAAAACAAACCUAAAGACCGACCUCGUCCGCCAAAGUUCUUAAACGAGAAUAAAUUAUGUCCCAAUCUGCUUGAUGGGAAGGGAUCGUGUAUGUGGGCAUCCAAUUGCAAAUUUAUGCAUGAUAUCGAUAAGUAUCUGGCUUCGAAAACGGAUAACAUUGAAGGAGAAUGUUACGUUUACAAAAAAUAUGGAAAAUGUUCCCGUGGCUUAACCUGUCUUUAUCAAACCUCGCAUACGGAUUCAGAACACGUUAACAUGGUCAAUCAGCCACUUUGGUCAGAAAUGCAGGCAGAAUUUGAAGCCACGCAUAAAUUCUUGUUACCAAAGGAUAAACAAAUCGCCCUGCGCAAAAGGACAUUCGAUUUUAAAGAGGUGGAAAAGAUUUACAGCGGCAACGCCCCAACUACAACACCCAAAUCAACAGAAUUAAAUGGCGAUACGACAAAAACCUUGGGUGCUGUGACGGAUGCAGAUUUGGUUCCAUUACGCGUUUCAGAAAUUAAGAAGAUUGACUGGCAAGAUAAAUUGUACCUAUCACCUCUUACAACUGUAGGGAAUUUGCCUUUUAGACGACUCUGUGUCGAGAUGGGAGCAGAUAUUACAUGUUCGGAAAUGUCUUUGGCGACAUCCAUCCUGCAAGGAAGUACGCAUGAGUUUGCUUUACAUCGAAGACAUCCGUCCGAGAAAUUGUGGGGUGUACAAUUAUGUGCUAGCAACGGAGCCGUUUGUGCAAAAGCUGCUCAUACCUUGAUGGAAUGUGGAAUAGAGUACGAUUUCGUCGAUUUAAAUAUGGGAUGUCCCUUGGAUCCAAUUUAUCGACAGGGCGCCGGAAGUGGUUUGAUGUGCCGAGGUAACAAGUUCCACUCCUUGGUUAAAGGGAUGACGAAAGUUCUUGCUGCAAAGGACAAAGCUUUUACAGUGAAAAUGAGGACGGGAAUCAAGAUGGAUAAGAACAUUGCUCAUAGUUAUGUUGAAUUUUGUCGAGAUAAUGGCGUAUCUGCGGUCACACUGCAUGGUCGCACAAGGGAACAACGGUAUUUACGCCAUGCCGAUUGGAAUUAUAUUGGAACAUGUGCUAAAAUUGCGAGCCCCAUGGCUCUCUUUGGAAAUGGGGACGUUAUGUCGUGGGACGAUUAUUUGCAAAGGAAAACAAUAUCGAAUGCUUCCGGAGUUAUGAUUGGUCGUGGUGCCUUAAUUAAGCCCUGGGUCUUUCAAGAAAUCAAAGAACAAAGAGAUAUCGACAUGACAUCGUCUCAAAGAUUGGAACUUAUUAGAAAAUAUGUCAAUUACGGGUUAGAUCAUUGGGGCUCUGAUUCUCAAGGAGUAGGAACAACACGAAAGUUCUUACUAGAAUGGCUCUCCUUUUAUCAUCGCUACAUCCCAUUAGGCAUUUUGGAAGACCCACCCCAGCGAAUUAAUCAAAGACCGGAAAAAUAUUUUGGACGGGAUGAAAUGGAGACAUUGUUGGCCAGUUCGAAUUGUAAUGAUUGGGUAAAAAUCAGUGAAAUGUUUCUCGGCCCAGUCCCUGACUUUUUCGAGUUUGUUCCAAAACAUAAAGCCAACGCUUGGUCGAAUGGAUAAAAUCGAAUUCACACAUGACUUUCAAUUCAAGAAACCUCAACAUCUUUCAACUUCAAUAAAGUUUCCCAUUUGAUUUGAUUUCGUAUAACGUAUAUAAAAAAAUUGUUCAACUUUAUAGAAUAGCAUUUUCAAUUUGUUACUGUAUGAAUGUCUUUCCACAUUAUGCUUCUUCGUGAAUUUGACACUUUUCUUCUCAGAAUAUAUACAUAGACAGCAGACAUACGUAGUAAGUACGUGUGUUCCUAUACCCAGUCAA
Molecule: messenger RNA, 2915 nt
Organism: Folsomia candida
Lineage: Eukaryota; Metazoa; Arthropoda; Collembola; Entomobryomorpha; Isotomidae
Gene: Dus3
Product: tRNA-dihydrouridine(47) synthase [NAD(P)(+)]-like
Exons: 10
Coding region: 734-2659 (641 amino acids)
Biological process (GO): tRNA processing
Molecular function (GO): RNA binding; flavin adenine dinucleotide binding; tRNA dihydrouridine synthase activity
Source: RefSeq, a predicted model, not a curated record